This is a messenger RNA of Xylona heveae TC161, 1610 nucleotides long. RefSeq lists its product as hypothetical. The transcript has a single exon. Lineage: Eukaryota; Fungi; Ascomycota; Xylonomycetes; Xylonales; Xylonaceae. The record is from RefSeq and is a predicted model, not a curated record. The coding region runs from base 438 to 1139 and encodes 233 amino acids.
GCCUCGUCCAAAAUUAGCUUCAGUGAGUUUAAAAGGAUCUAGAAGCAAGGUUUUGCAAACACUUGCAAAUCGGUCGACAUUAUUUCUCCACUUCUUCAAUCAACAUUCGCGGCGUCUUGAAAAUUGGAUCAGAAAGCUGGAGCCUUAAACUACUUCCAAGGUCUACGGUUUGACAGCUUCUCUAAGAAAUACUGUGCUUUCUUAUCAGCAAAAGCAUCCUUAAUUACGAAUUCUUGCCAGAGCAAUACAAGUACGGUACACCUUUCAAGAGGGCAUCUAAGCCUUCUGUCCAGCAAGCUCGAAACUGGUUUCGGUGUUCCAGGAAUCUCGGGGACUACAAGUGAUUGUGUUCCUAAUUGACGUUUCGUCAACCUUCUACAAUCCUCAACACCUAAUAGGCAGCGUUGCCGCCAAGCUCCCCUCCGCGACACAGAAAGAUGGCUCCUCAAGGCCCUGCUUACGAUGUCGACUGGGUGUGGUCAAACAAUUCCAACGUUCACGUUGCCAACCAUCGCGACUGGUUCACCACAUUCACCGAAUUCAAGACGCAGACUCAUUCUCUCAUGGGCCCCGGCAUGGAGGUUCAAGGUAUUGGGGAUGUAGAGCUCGAAGUUAAAACCCAGGACUCACCGCGCGGAGGUAGCGAGUCCUCUCACCGCAAGCUUGUGCUCCACGACGUCCUUUUCGCUCCUAAAUUCAUCUGCAAUAUCCUAGGUGGCCCUAUUGUGCAUGACUAUGAUGUGGAUAUGGGUCACGGCAGCCGUAGUGGCGGACUGAAGGAUCGACGCACCGGUGCUAGUGCUGGACUCUUCGACCACAACAAGCUCUUGAAACUCUGGCUUGUCGGGCAGCCAAAGGGACAAAGUAGUUUGGAUCCCGAUGAGUUGUAUUGGAUUAAUGUGCGGUGGCCCGACAAUGAACGUUCGAGAUGGCUGACUCACAAGAAAAGCCUCGGAGAGCAGCCCGGUGUCGAUGCACCACCAUGCACGGCCGCAGAGAAGGAGUGGCUGAAGCGUGAAUUUGGCGGCGAGUUCACAUUUCUACACAUGUAUGGCCUCAGCAUCUCCAAGGAAGAAGAUCGUGAGGAAGGCCGGCGCAUCGCUCGUGCAUUCAUGUGGUCAGAUGCUAUAAAAGGCUAAUCCGUCUUUGAUGAAGACCAGUAGCUAUUUUGCAUGCUUUCUUCGUUUGAAUAAUUGUUCGUGUAGCUUAGUAUAGAGGGUCUGGAAAUAUCAGGUGAUGAUCGCAUAUACACGUACAAGAGGGAGCAAGGAAGGUAAUUCGAUGCGAGGGGGAACACGACUUUUUCAUGAACAGAGGGCCUACAGCAGGACGGAUGGUUGGAAGUGCGGGGAUCGACCCCAGAAUUAAUCCCACUAGCUUAUGGCUAAAUCUUUCAACUAGAAUAGCUAGUUAAUGAUACUGACGAUAAAGGACCGAGACAUCGAUGGCUCUGAGGGAGCGCAGGGGUCAGGCUUUGAGCUUGAGGUGCUCGGUGGAGAGAUGAACAGUCAAUAAGAUGAAGAAAAUCCAAGCCUAAAUUUAAUGAAUUUACACAACCUAUCCAAAUUAUUUCAUUUCGAGAUGUAUAUAUGCGACAAUCACGCUGAGGU